This is a messenger RNA of Neofelis nebulosa (Clouded leopard), 788 nucleotides long. It is a transcript of the gene RBP2, whose product is annotated as retinol binding protein 2. Bases 173 to 577 code for a protein of 134 amino acids. Gene Ontology annotation, molecular function: fatty acid binding. Gene Ontology annotation, cellular component: nucleus; cytosol. NCBI's taxonomy places the organism in Eukaryota, Metazoa, Chordata, Mammalia, Carnivora, Felidae. The record is from RefSeq and is a predicted model, not a curated record. Gene Ontology annotation, biological process: fatty acid transport. The transcript has 5 exons.
CUUCCUCCUGACGAAUCUGCAGAAGGUCAAUAGUAGCCUAUCGCGACUUCAGGGUGCCUGUGCCAGUCUCCUCGCGCCAGGUCACACGCAGGCUUUUUAUCAUCUCACAUCAUGACGAAAGCCUACUUCUUGACAUUCAACAUUCACCCACACUGAACCAGAAACUAUCACCAUGACAAGGGACCAGAAUGGAACCUGGGAGAUGGAGAGUAAUGACAACUUUGAAGGCUACAUGAAAGCCCUAGAUAUUGAUUUUGCCACCCGCAAGAUCGCAGUACGUCUGACUCAGACAAAGAUCAUUGAUCAAAAUGGCGAUAACUUCAAGACAAAAACCAACAGCACAUUCCGCAACUAUGACCUGGAUUUCACCGUUGGAGUGGAGUUUGAGGAACACACAAAGGGCCUGGACAAUCGGACUGUUAAGACGCUGAUCACCUGGGAAGGCGAUGUCCUGGUAUGCGUGCAGAAGGGGGAGAAGGAGAACCGCGGCUGGAGGCAGUGGGUUGAGGGGGACAAGCUGCACCUGGAGCUGACCUGCGGUGACCAGGUGUGCCAUCAAGUGUUCAAGAAGAAGUAAUGGCCCACGAGGGGGCCUGCUGAGCACGUGCUCCACACUUCCCACAUGAGUUCUCUGUGGGCUUAGGGAAGCAGCCAUGGGGUCCCUCCCCUCCUAACAGAGCCCAGUAAGGCAUCUGGAUGGGGUUUUAAAACAGAAUGAGUGUGUUAACAGUUGACAAACAUAUACUUCCUUCGCUGAAACCUGGCAUUAAAUGAAAAAACAAAAAUCA